Messenger RNA from Arctia plantaginis, 1932 nucleotides. Lineage: Eukaryota; Metazoa; Arthropoda; Insecta; Lepidoptera; Erebidae. The record is from the annotation of a GenBank genome assembly.
AUGAUUCUGAAGUAUACGAGUAUAUUUAUUUUGUUAUUCUACUGUUAUAUUGGAGGAGCCCAGGGGUCUGUCAGACUACAAAGUAGUGGACCCACAGUCCUUGGCGCCAAUAUUACUCUAUCAGCUACUUUAGUUGACGAAUAUCCUGGCGUAUUGCACAAGUUUGUCUUUCGCAAUGUUGAAAAAGGGGAGACCUUCGAGAUUUUAAGUUCACAAACAGUUGUGAAUUAUACCGUGAAAAUAAGCAGGGAGAAAUAUGAUGUAGGAUUGUACGCCUUUGAAGUAAGAGUUUACAGGAAAAAUAAAUACAAACGUCGUACGUUUUCGCUUAUUGCUAGCGACCGAAUCAGGGUUUCUGUCACAGAAUUAUUGAACGGUAAACUAAAGCUGGUCCAGAACGGAUUUGACAGGUCAUAUGGCAGGAUAUUCCCCAAUGAGCGUGUGAGCCAUAUUAUAGAGUUAUCCAAUGAAGAACUACAGUUUCUAACAGACGACAAUACGUAUUUAGUCCAUUGGUAUAUAGAUUGUUCAUUAAUAUCAUCAACGGGCCUCUCUUUCGACUAUACCUACGAAGACGCCUAUAAAACUUAUAAUUUGGAAGCGUUAGUGGAAGUGGAACAUAGCAAAUUUUCUAACGGUACUUCCACCUCAAGCCUUGAAGAAUUGUCAGGUUUCAAAUGUGCACCAAUUUAUAGUUCUGGAUACACCUAUGGAUAUUACAAAGCAAGAGUUCGCGCAGACGCUGCGAACGGUUCUCCCCCUCCACCAAGGGUAACUUCAGAAAACCCGUCAAAUACAUGGCAAGACUCAAGCUCACCGGAUUCGACUACCGAACGUUCUAUUGGUCGCGUUCAGUCAGGAGGUGACAAGGGUUAUGUGAGAUUAAGAAGUAGUGGACCCACAGUCCGUGGCGCCAAUCUCACCCUAACAGCUACUAUUGUUGAUGACUAUCCUGGAGCAGAACGCAUGUUUGUCUUUCGGAAUAUUAAAGAAGAGGAGGCCGUAGAGAUUUUAAGUUCAGAAGCAGUUGUGAACCAUACCCUGAAAUUAAGCAAGUACAAAUAUGAAGCCGGAAACGCUGAAUUUGAAGUAGCAGUUUAUGGGAGAAAGAUAUUUAAUCCUAAUAAAUUCCGGUAUUUAGGAAGCGACGUAAUCAAAGUCCCUGUUACAGAACUAUUGAACGGUAAACUGAAGCUGAUCCAGAACGGAUUUGACAGGUCAUAUGGCAGGAUAUUCCCCAAUGAGCGUGUGAGCCAUAUUAUAGAGUUAUCUCAAGAAGAAUUACAGUUUCUAACAGACGACAAUACGUAUUUAGUCCAUUGGUAUAUAGAUUGUUCAUUAAUAUCAUCAACGGGCCUCUCUUUUGACUAUACCUACGAAAACCGUGACAAAACUUAUAUUUUGGAAGCAUUAGUAGAAGUGGAACAUAACCAAAAUUCAUCAGCUCCUCGAGUAAUAGGCAGAAGGGCUGACAGACUGUCAGGUUUCAAAUGUGCACCAAUUUAUAGGUAUGGAUACACCUAUGGAUAUUACAAAGCAAGCGUUCGUGCAGACGCCACGGAUGGUUCAACCCCUCCACCAACGGUAGCUGCAGAAUACCCGUCAAAUACAUGGCAAGACUCAGGUUCAUCUGAUCGGGCUAUUGAAUCGUCACCACGACCGUGGAGAACAACACCAAGAUCACCUUGGAGAGAUGAAAGAGUUUGGAAUGCAUCACUAAUUCCAACUUUUCCAGAAAGUAAACCUUUCAAAAAUUCGAGGACAACAGAGCGUUCUACUCUUAAUACUAUUGACAGCGGUGACCACAAAAAUUGUAUUACAAAUGCAAACAACGCUCUGAUAUCAAUAAAGGAUGGUCAUAUGAAAUUAGCAAUGGAUCUAGUAUUUCAUGGUACCCUCAAUAUCUCUUCUUUUCAAGUAGAGGGAAAUUAA